Fonsecaea nubica is the source of this 1707-nucleotide messenger RNA. RefSeq lists its product as hypothetical. The record is from RefSeq and is a predicted model, not a curated record. NCBI's taxonomy places the organism in Eukaryota, Fungi, Ascomycota, Eurotiomycetes, Chaetothyriales, Herpotrichiellaceae. The coding region runs from base 1 to 1707 and encodes 568 amino acids. The transcript has 2 exons. Gene Ontology annotation, molecular function: catalytic activity.
AUGUCUAUUGUGGCAUUAGCAGACGGGCAGCAGUCCAGCGUUACGCUCGAUGUUCUCCACGAUGUCGCAGCGCGCAAUAACAUCCGAAUUGCGUCCAAGGGAGACGAAGAAGCAUACCUUCUUGUCCUUCAAUCAGCUGACAUGACGGCUGCAAAUGUCGACAGCCUGCCAGACUACAUCGAUCCUCGGCUCGAGCCCGUUCCUACGAUCGGUGGACGAGAGUAUUGGAAAUCCAAGAAUAAUAGUCACAAUGCAUGGAGUCACCAAGCGCAUAUUGUGGCAGAGAAACCGCUGUCGGACGUCCUCAAAGGUCGCAAGGUCAUUAUGAAAGAUAACAUGUCUGUUUAUGGUCUACCACAUACUUGUGGAACCUUCCCUCAACUUGUUUCCAAGGAUGGGAAAUAUCCCAUCGCUCAGAUCGACGCAACAAUAACAAAGAGAUUGCUGGAGGCUGGAGCCACUAUAGCAGGCACAUCAACGUGUGAGAACUAUUCUCUGACGCCGAUGUCCUACACUUCAGCCAAUGGGCCGGUUCAUAACCCUUGGCUCCACGACCAUAACACGGGCGGGAGUACAAGCGGAGGGGCAUGUCUCCUCGCGCUGGGGAACGCUCGGUCAGCUGGAGUCCCCGGUCUAGAGGAAGCCGGGGAAGACGUUGAUAUGGCGAUGGGUGGCGAUCAAGCAGGGAGCAUCCGCCUUCCGUCUGCAUACUGCGGCGUCUAUGGUCUCAAGCCCACGCAUGGCCUUGUCCCGUAUACGGGCAUCGCUGGACUUCAUCCAAUGAUCGACUACACAGGCCCGAUGGCGAGAAAAUUGGAGGAUAUAGCCACUUUACUCACAGUGGUUGCUGGCUAUGAUGGGCUUGAUACACGCAUGACGCCUGAAUCGCCACUCCGGCAGCAUGUUACUGAUUAUGUUCAGCAACUCGCUUCUGAAGAGCACCCGGGCAAAGGCCUCAAAGUCGGCAUCAUCACGGAGUCACUCAGUGCUCCAGGCACACAGUCAGAAGUCGCAGAGAUCGUGCGUUCCGCCGCAUUGGAACACUUCAAAGCGAGCGGAGCAACAGUUUCCGAAGUUUCAGUGCCGAUGCAUCUGCUCGGUCCCGCCAUCUGGACCGCAGCAACCAGAGCGCACCUCGCUGGACUGGCCAUUGGUGGCCGCAUACCUGACGUACUCAGCCAUAAUAUUCCGCAUCUGUCCCUGAGAUGGCCCCCAGACCAAGAAAUGUACGAUCUAUUGACCGUGGCUAACCCUGCAGUCAUAAAUAUCAUUUUCUGCGAGACGUUUCUUAAAGAAAAAUUUGGUCCAGAAGUCCAGGCGAAGGCACAUCGCCAUGUCUUGCAAUUAAGAGCAGCUUAUGACAAGGCGCUGGAGGAAUUUGAUGUCCUUAUCACCCCUACGACGCCAGCGGUUGCUCCUCCACAUCCUGAUUUGCGCCCAGAGGCCGAAGGUGGCAGCAGCGUCAUGGACAAGAUCAAACUAGCAGUUGGAUCAACCAACCACACAUGUCCGUUCAAUGUCACAGGCCAUCCCGCAUUGAACGUGCCUUGUGGUUGGGCUCCUGCGCGGAACGGGCGCGGGAUGCUCCCUGUUGGUAUGCAGGUGAUCGGCAAGAGAUGGGAUGAUAUUCGAGUCUUGAAAGCAGCCAAAGCAUUCGAGUUGGGUGGCGGGGGCUUGGGCGCAUGGCCUGGUCAAACGAAAGGGUGA